AUGGCCUCAGAUGCCCAAGACAUAACCCAUAUAGAGUCUCUCAACGACCCUAAUGAAUUCUGGACACGCCAAGCGAAACAGUUAACAUGGCACAAGGCUCCUACCACUGCUUUGCGAAUGACGAGAAAGCAGCUGAAGUGCGGCAACUCACACGCAUCAUGGACCUGGUUCCCAGACGGCAAGAUAUCGACCUCCUAUAACUGUGUCGAUCGACAUGUCGAUGCAGGCAACGGCGAUAAGACAGCCAUCAUCUGGGACUCACCAGUCUCCCGCAGUAAACAGAAGAUUACCUAUGCUGAAUUACAGGAGGAGGUCGCGAUUAUGGCGGGCGUGUUACGAGAAGAGGGCGUUCAAAAGGGCGAUGUCGUGGUGAUCUACAUGCCAAUGAUUCCAGCCGCAUUAAUUGGGAUUCUGGCUACGAUACGACUAGGUGCAAUCCACGCUGUUGUCUUUGGUGGUUUCUCAUCCACGAGUCUGGCGCAGAGGAUCGAAGCUUCGCAUCCGAAGGCUAUCCUCACUGCAAGCUGUGGUAUCGAGGGAGUCAAAGGCCCGCUUCCAUACCAAACACUAGUUCAAGCUGCGAUUGCGCAGUGCGAUUUCAAGCCCCAAAGGACCAUAAUAUGGCAACGGGCAGAGAGUAGCUGGGAUGAUAUAUGCGAAGUCGACGGAGAGCGAAGUUGGCAGUGUCUAGUUCAGAACGCAAAAGGGCCUGGAGACGUUAUGUUUGCUGCUAGCGAUAUUGGAUGGGCUCUUGGACACAGCUACAUCCUAUAUGCGCCACUGCUAGCUGGUGCAACAACGGUACUAUUUGAAGGUAAGCCAGUCGGAACACCGGACGCUGGGACUUUCUGGCGCAUUGUCGAGGAGUACCGGGUCACUUCGAUGUUCAUGGCACCGACCGCGCUGCGGGCAAUCCGCCAAGCGGAUCCUCAAAACUCGCUCUUUAAAGCGCGUGGUGUAGUAGGAGGGCUGAAGCAUCUUCGCGCACUUUUCUUAGCGGGCGAGAGGAGCGAGCCGAGCUUAAUUAACAUGUACACAGAGCUGCUGGCGACAUAUUGUGCACCAGGGGCCUCAGUUAUUGAUAAUUGGUGGUCGACCGAGUCCGGAUCGCCUAUCACUGGAAUUCCUCUGAUGCCAGCAGCUGGCAUGUUUUACGAGCUUGAAAGCACCAAGAUCCCCAGCAAGACGAUCCCGAUCAAGCCCGGUAGUGCAGGCAAACCAGCUCCAGGCUUUGACGUUCGCAUCGUCGACGACGCCGGGAAUGAGCUGCCGCGAGGAAGCAUGGGCAACAUUGUCCUUGGCCUCCCGCUUGGCCCGACUGGUCUCACCACCCUCUGGCAGGACGAGGUGUCUUUCUACCAUAGUUACCUCGAACGGUUCAAUGGACAGUGGAUGGACACAGGAGAUGCAGGCAUCAUUGACUCAGACGGCUAUGUGCACGUAAUGUGCCGCAACGACGACUUCAUCAAAGUCGCGGCGCACCGCCUGUCUACUGGCGCCAUGGAGCAAUCCAUCUCUUCACACCCUGCCAUCACGGAAGCAUGUGUUGUGCCUCUCUUGGAUCACAUUAAAGGGCAUGUGCCAAUUGCAUUCAUUGCCAUUGAACGUCACAGUACAACACCUCCUGAUCUGCUCGAGGAUCUUAAUCAGCGUCUUCGGCUUUCAAUCGGACCGAUUGCUAAGCUAGGUGGCUAUAUUGCUAGUCCUGGCAUUAUUCCAAAAACCCGUUCAGGCAAGAUGUUGCGACGGGUACUAAGGGAGAUCUUAGAGAAUGCUACUGCCGGCGAGUUUGAGAAAGAGAUCGACGUUCCUGCAACGGUUGAGGAUUCUGGCGCUGUGGGAAAAGCAAAGAUGGCUGUCAGAGAGUUCUUCAUUAUGGAAGAAAACUCGAAGUUGCAUAGCAACGGCUUUUUAGUGCAGGAAGAAUCUGCUAAACAGUAA
This is a messenger RNA of Pyrenophora tritici-repentis Pt-1C-BFP, 1941 nucleotides long. The record is from RefSeq and is a predicted model, not a curated record. NCBI's taxonomy places the organism in Eukaryota, Fungi, Ascomycota, Dothideomycetes, Pleosporales, Pleosporaceae.